AUGGAGGCUGGUGAUGUCCUCGUAUUCACUGAGGCGUUGAUGCAUGGGACUUUACCGUGGAAAGGAACGCAUACGAGGAGAACUUUGCUGUUCCGCUUUGGACCUGCAACUUGUGCUUACGCCAGAGGGUAUCUCUGUAGUCCGGCUGAAAUCGCCAAGCUGAACUUAUCCGAAACCGCUAAGGAGAUGCUACUACCACCGUAUCACUCCCGUUAUGAUCGUGCUGUUGCUUCGCAGCGCUCAGAAGAACAGUUAGACUACGAUAGAAAACUAGUGCCGUCUUAUCUUGGUGAGCAGUGCUACCUGCUGUAUCUGUGCAUAAGGGCCAUUCUAGUGAAGGCUUCCGGUUAA
Molecule: messenger RNA, 351 nt
Organism: Perkinsus marinus ATCC 50983
Lineage: Eukaryota; Perkinsozoa; Perkinsida; Perkinsidae
Exons: 3
Coding region: 1-351 (116 amino acids)
Source: RefSeq, a predicted model, not a curated record